Messenger RNA from Amoebophrya sp. A25, 2421 nucleotides. Lineage: Eukaryota; Dinophyceae; Syndiniales; Amoebophryaceae. The record is from the annotation of a GenBank genome assembly.
GCAGCUGUAAGUAGCGGAGUAGAGAGAGAGGAUGAUUAAGGGUUGAUGUUCACAAGGUCGUCGGUGAUAGCGAGCAAGAAUUGUUUAGCAGGCCCUGUGUGGGUCACAGACACGACACGACAUCACCUGUAUCAUCAUAUCCUUUGAAGAUGUUCUCUAUGCUCAUGCUUACAACAACAUUGCUUUCGUCAUUGUUCGCAUCCUUCCUCGGCUAGUGCGAACUACUUGUUCGGCGGCAACUGCCGCGACACCCUUGGUAACAAGCCAAGCCUCCGCGUUGCACCAAAAACCAGAAAUAUCCCCUGAACACACGAACUUGUCGCAACGAUUACGUCCUCGUUCACGACGAUCACAACAUCUUCCUGCACAAAUAACUACCGCAAGGCAUAGAACAAGCUAUGCAAGAUGGGCGACUCCAAUUCCAAGCACUCAAGAGGACCCACGCCAGUCGAUGAGAAAAGAACGAAGGAUGGCAAGAAGAAGAGGAAGAGACGGCCAGGGGAAAAGAAGAAGAAAAAAGCCAAACCAACCUACACGGUGGAAGAGGUGCAGCAGAAGAUAGAUGAAGGUUCCACGUAAUACACUUUUGAUUUGUACUGGUGAGGAGCGUGAACAAUGAUUUGUUCUUAUGCAGUCAAUUUCUCGAAUAAGCUACAAAAUCUAAAUCACUAAAGGCUCUUUCACACUGCCAAUUAACCCAGCAGGUGCCGAACGAAUAUCCGAUCCUGAGUGUUUUCGUGAGCUCAUUUCGCAGUUGAGUCACGAUCAACAGGGAGAAUUCCUAGAUCUAAUACUCAUUCAGCAGGAAGACUAUGGCAAUGGUAUCUUUCUAAAAAUAAUGAAUAUCAAAUGACCAUUACGAAUGUAGAGAUAAUACCAGAUGACCAUUACGAAUUUAUUUGAAAUAUAAUUCGUGUUCUAAUCCAAGCUCCUAGAGCAGUACCGACAGGGUGCGAGUGUGUUACAGCCGACUAUAAGUCCGACGUCUGCUGCGGAAUAUGAGAGGAAAAAGAAAGCUGGACUCAUCGAUCCGAACUCGAGCGUAUCUGACGAUCUGAAGCAGUUAGUGGAUCCGAAGAAAAGGUACAACUUGUCAACUUGCUUCGUACUUCUGAACUAAGUACCAAGAAUUGCAUAACCAUAUUGUCACCUUCGACGUGAUAUAAUGAUUGAUUCAAUUUCAACGAGAAAAAGAUUGGAGAAUUAUAUCAAAGCAUUGUACUUAGUUUCAGCAGCCAACAAGACUCUCCUCGAGGGCGGAUGAAUUCAAUAAAACCCAGUCCGGCAACGUCACCCGAGAAGAAAGCAGAACGGGAGCGACAGAGGCAGUCCGUUAAGGAUUUUUGUGAGGAGAAGGGAGAAGCUGGAGCUGGAAAGAAGGACUUAACAAGGGAAGAAAGGAUGGCAGGUUUACGCGAAUAUCUGGCGAACUUAAAGUUGACCGGAGCUGGGUAUUCCUUUACUUUACUGAAGAUUGACUCUUACUUUAGUGCUGUUAUUUUGUUCACCGAACAAUCUCAUUCACCACGGCCACAACUACAUUUACUUAAAAAUGUUAAUAUCACUGAACAACAAUCUCAUUCACCACAGCCAUAACAAACUACUUACAUUAUUACUUAAUGUUAAUAAGGUCUGACUCUUCUUCCGAUGGCGAAACGGAUGACGAGUAUGAGGCCGAUUUCGAGGGUAAAUCCUUAGAGCGGGUUUCUCAGGAGGCGGAUUUCGCGCUCGCAGAGGCUAUGAAGAUGUUGGAAAUGGGAGAUGGGGCCUCGAGUAAAAUGGUGGCUGGCUGAACAGCUGGGAGAGCCUAUGAUGGCUUUGAUAACACUUGAUCUCAGUGGGUGGCUGCUUCUACUUGCCGCAACUAAUAUGCACACGCUGGAUAUGUCAUAAUCGAAAGAUCAUAGCUAGGAUUAUGGGACUAGUAGCACUUCGUCUUCGACGAAAUAAGAAUAAGAUAGAGAAGCUUGUCGUACUCGUAAUAGUACACUGUUCUUUGAUGAAAAAGAAAAAUUAUCCGCCUUCACAUAUUUAGAAUUCAAAGACAUGCUGACUUACGACAUUUGACUUGUAAAACGCUUAGAAUAGAUACCGCUGAAUCCUUGAUUUGUCAUGACUCACUUUGAUCCGUUCGUCUCUGCUCACUAAAACGACCCGCUUUGCCUGACAUAAAACAGAUAACGAACAGCAACUACUACUACGCAACUAUAAGUACAAAAUAUAACAACUAUGUAUCCUGACUCGCAACUAGGUACAAAAAUGUUGUAUAACUAUCCUGACUGCUUGAAUAAGCAACAGAAGCAUUCGUUUGUGUUCAAGACAACGAACACAGAUCAUUCACCUGUCGACCAGACGAACAAAAAGCAAGAUCGAUUUCAGUUUUUCUCUCUCCCCAGCAUUCUGUUACAUCUUCAAAUGAAA